CGGAUUUGAGCUGGCGCGCCCGCCUGCCAGGACCUGGGCGCUCUCUCCUCCAUUCCCCGCCUGCCACUGAGUCUCCAAGGUACAAAGUGCAGCCCGGACGCGCAGGCGGAGCGGAGCUGUGCGGCGCAGCCCUAUCUCUCCCCGGUGAACACCUACAUGGAUUACCAGUGCCUCGCCUAGCAGGCUCCUCCAGAGCUCCCAGCUGUGCGGCCCGGUUUCUGCAGCCGAUAUUACACUGGGAGAUGCGGGGGACGGCGGAGUUCUCUGGGCAUUGCGAGCUUUAGUAAGGAUCGCUGGCUUCACGCAGCCCUCCCGGCACUUGAGCCUGCAAGAGAGCUGCCCGCGCUGCUAGAACUCAGAAUCCCCUAACGCACCACGGUGGUCCUAAGUGCCCGCGGCACUGGGUCCGUUUCCAUCGCUCCGAGUAUUUGCGUGGGCCCUUGUCCCCCGGCCAGACCCAAAGGGAGUCGGACCUCGCCAAGAACGUCAGGGCGCCAUCGGCUCACACAGCAUUUGGCAAGGACCAUCUACGCUUCAGGCUGGAGAUAACCAGCGCACUUUGGGAACAGAGACCCCUGGGAGCUUCAGCUGAAGGUCUGAUGGGCUGGUGGGGGGGUAGGGUGCCCGGAACAGCGCGGUAGGUGGGGAGCUGGAGUCCGUCCCAUGACCCAGGAGAGAGCAGCAACUGAGGUAAACUGAGAUGAACUCCAGACACCUAUGUUUGGGUUCGCUCCAGUCCUUGGCUGGACGGGAUGGAGCGGAAUCUAGACCCUUGGCUGGCGCCAGGCGGCGGUGAGCGACCAGCCAGCAGCCGGGUGCCCACGGAGGGCUCGGUCGGACAGCGGGAGCGCCAGGAGAGCGCUCGAGUGCCGGCAGCCCCCCUGGUGCCCUUCAGCUGGGAUGUUUCCCAAUGGCACCGCUUCCUCUCCUUCCUCUUCUCCUAGCCCCUGCCCUGGCAGCUGCGGCGAAAGCGGCUGCAGCAGGGGCCCCGGGACGGGCUCUGCGGAGGGCAUGGAGGAGCCGGGACGAAAUGCGUCCCAGAACGGGACCUUAAGCGAGGGCCAGGGCAGCGCCAUCCUUAUCUCUUUCAUCUACUCCGUGGUGUGCUUGGUGGGACUGUGUGGGAACUCCAUGGUCAUCUACGUGAUCCUGCGCUAUGCCAAGAUGAAGACGGCCACGAACAUCUACAUCCUGAACUUGGCCAUUGCCGACGAGCUGCUCAUGCUCAGCGUGCCCUUUCUGGUCACCUCCACGUUGUUGCGCCAUUGGCCCUUUGGCGCACUGCUUUGCCGCCUUGUGCUCAGCGUGGACGCGGUCAAUAUGUUCACCAGCAUCUACUGUCUGACCGUACUUAGUGUGGACCGCUAUGUGGCCGUGGUGCACCCUAUCAAGGCCGCCCGUUACCGAAGGCCCACUGUGGCCAAGGUGGUGAACCUGGGCGUGUGGGUACUAUCGCUGCUCGUCAUCUUGCCCAUCGUGGUCUUCUCACGCACGGCGGCCAACAGCGACGGCACGGUGGCCUGCAACAUGCUCAUGCCAGAGCCUGCCCAGCGCUGGUUGGUGGGCUUCGUGCUGUACACGUUUCUCAUGGGCUUCCUGCUGCCCGUCGGGGCCAUCUGCCUGUGUUACGUGCUCAUCAUAGCCAAGAUGCGCAUGGUGGCCCUCAAAGCCGGCUGGCAGCAGCGCAAGCGCUCGGAGCGCAAGAUUACGCUGAUGGUGAUGAUGGUGGUGAUGGUGUUUGUCAUCUGUUGGAUGCCUUUCUACGUGGUGCAACUGGUGAACGUGUUCGCUGAGCAGGACGACGCCACCGUGAGCCAGUUGUCCGUCAUCCUUGGCUACGCCAACAGCUGCGCCAAUCCCAUCCUGUAUGGCUUCCUGUCGGACAACUUCAAGCGCUCUUUCCAGCGCAUCCUGUGCCUCAGCUGGAUGGACAACGCUGCGGAGGAGCCGGUCGACUACUACGCCACGGCCUUAAAGAGCCGCGCCUACAGCGUGGAGGACUUCCAGCCCGAGAACCUGGAGUCCGGAGGUGUCUUCCGUAAUGGCACCUGUACCUCCCGGAUCACUACGCUUUGAGUCCCCCUUGAGUCCCGGCCCUGCGGGGCGGGAGAGAGUGAGGAGGAGUGGCUGGGUGGGAGUGAAGAAUAGCCCGGCACUAGGGUGCGUGGGAGUCAGGCGAGUCUGCGCACCUGCUAGGAAAGUCCUGUGCUCAGCUUGUCAACUUGCAAGACACUCCUGCUGGCCCCCCUCCCUGCCCCCAUUUCUCCCCCACUGCGCUUGCUCCUUGGAACCUCUCUCUUCUCCACACCCUGUAACUUCAAUCUUCCCUCCCAGACUUGCCAGUGCAUACCAGGAACUUCUUAACAUCGCCAACUCAGACUCAGUCUGGUCCUCGCCCCCUCUAGCCCUUAUUUCCGUUUGUUUAAUUCGAGCUACAGUUACCGCCACGGGUUUACCUUGGGUGAGUUCCCAUCUCGUCCCCAGGGCCCUGGCAGCUAGGCCAGUGUCAGAAUCUGCCUUUGUUCUUCUGCGCAGCCUUCCUUUGGAGACCCCAAGCUGGAGGGUGACGCGGGAGUUGGUAUUUUCUCCUACCCUUGGUGAAAGCACGUCCUUCCCUGAGUCCUUCCAUCGCUCCCUCUCCCCCCAGAGCAGAGCCAGAUGCUUAGGAAAACCGAUCCUGCGCCUGGACUGGGCGCAGGUUCAUCCCCAUCCUCCUUUUGGAGCAAAAAGGAGCGGAGAACAAGAUAAAUUUGUGGAAAAUUCACGUAGAUGCCACCCUCCGGAAGGGGACGGGGAGGCGCUAGGUUGCAAAGUCCAAGCGCAGGGCGCUUCAGUGCUGCGCGGGGUCCCAGAUAGGUGCAGGCCCGCGCACUGUGAGGGGCCGCAAUGCUGCUUGACUUUGUCCCUCCCCCACAAGUUUCUGGAAGAACCGACCUAAAAAUAACAACAGACUGGAUUUCCUUCUCUGGUUCAUAUAGAAGCUCUUCACAGAGGCCAAGACUUGGAGUGACAAGUUUAGAACCUUGCCCAAAGCUAGCCCUGUGGACACAGCCUGCAGGCUCCCGGAGUUGAGCACCCUGGCCUGGGCAGGGGGCCGGGUAGCUGCCUUUCAAGCGGUGCCUAGUGUUACUUCCUUGUUUUAUUACUUAUUUAUUUAUUUGUGGUGUUUUGAAAAAAUGUUUCUGCUUCUGUUUUCUCUACUUGCCUAACAGGGUGUCUCUUGGGGGACCCUAGGAAUGCAGUGGGAAUAGAGGAAAUCUGCCUUCCCACUCCAAAGAUUCCUGAAAACCUUUUCUCUUUGGGGCCCCGCCUUACCCUUUCCUCUAGCUUUCUGAUUUUUGCCUGUGUCUAGUGAAGUUGGAGAUUUUUCAUACUUUUCUUAUUGUAGUCUCUUGUCUUAUAAUAAUGAUAAAUAAAUGAUAACAUGGGUUAGCCUACUCUCCAUGCAGUGUGAAAGUCAUGAAUUCUUGACAUCCUAGGAUGUGUGUGUAUAUGGUGUAUGCACAUAUAUAUCUUUGUUUAUCUUGGUUCACUGUCACUAGUCUAUGAAACAAUUUCAAUUCUGCCCCAGAAAUGUGAGUGUAGCUCAAACACUCAUUUUCAGGGGUUCAAGUACCACUGAAACCUGUAGCUGAGAAAUGUAAUUUGGAAACUUUAAUAACUGUCCCUGCAUCUUCUAGAUUCCCUCAGAGGUAGUUCUUAGAUACAUCUAGUCAGCAGAGUCACUUCUUUUGAGAAUAUCAGAUAUAAAAUAGUGUGUGUCAACAUCUAUUCUUAAUACCAUUCUGGAACUCUGAGCAGGGAGGGAUUAACAAUUUUGUUUCUUUCUAUAUCCCGCAUUACUUUGGUAUGUUGGUUUGCAUAUAGGAGACAUUGUACACAUGUCUGUCUGAUGGUUGAUUAAGUAAUCCAGUUUAGUUCAAUGAUCCUGAGAUAAUCAAUCUUGGGUUCUCAGAUUCUGUCAUUAAUGUGACACACAGUGUUUGAACGCAAUGUUGAAAAUAUGUUUUGAGUACAUUUGCUUCAAGAACAUCAUACUUUUCUCAAAGCAGUAACCAAGAGUUAAAAUGUCUCUAAUGUUUUGUUUAAACAAAUGAACAAAUGUGCUUUUGAUUACAAAUCAGUUUUGAUCUGUCCCUUAAUACUAAUAUAUUAGUAAUCUUCUGUUAAAUAGAUUUUAAUAGUUAAGGACAGUAAAUUUUACAAAUUGAAAUCUCCAAUCUUAUCCUCUUAACAGAAUACAAUUUUGUGCUCUUAAACUAUCACCAUUGUAAUAUUAACUAAAUAAACAGAAGUAUGCUGUU
Messenger RNA from Jaculus jaculus (lesser Egyptian jerboa), 4304 nucleotides. It is a transcript of the gene Sstr1, whose product is annotated as somatostatin receptor 1. NCBI's taxonomy places the organism in Eukaryota, Metazoa, Chordata, Mammalia, Rodentia, Dipodidae. Gene Ontology annotation, cellular component: membrane; neuron projection. Gene Ontology annotation, biological process: neuropeptide signaling pathway; cellular response to estradiol stimulus. The transcript is spliced from 2 exons. The coding region runs from base 901 to 2076 and encodes 391 amino acids. Gene Ontology annotation, molecular function: somatostatin receptor activity; neuropeptide binding. The record is from RefSeq and is a predicted model, not a curated record.